AUGGCGGCCGCGGCGCUUGUGGACCGAGCUCAGGGCUGUGUGACCUUCGAGGAUGUGUUCGUGUACUUCUCCCGGGAGGAGUGGGAGCUCCUUGAGGAAGCUCAGAGACUCCUGUACCGUGAUGUGAUGCUGGAGAACUUUGCACUUGUGGCCUCGCUGGGUUGUUGGUGUGAAGCAGACAAUGAGGAGGCCCCUUCUGAGCAGAGCGUUUUUGUAGAAGGAGUGUCAGAGGUCAGGACUCCUGAGUCAUGUCCAUUUAUCCAGAAAGCCCAGCCGUGUGAGAUAUGUGACCCACUCUUGAAAGACAUUUUGCACCUGGCUGAACACCAGGGAUCAUGCCCUGCACAGAAACUGUACACAUGGGACCCCUGUGGGCGAGGAUUCCUGUUCAGUGAAAACUUUUAUCAGCACCAGAAGCAAUAUAGUGGGAAGAAUCCUGUCAGAAGGGGUGAUGAUGGGGCCUCACUUGUGAAGAGCUGUGCUGUCCACAUGUUAGGGAGACCUUUUACUUGCAGGGAGGAAGGGAUGGACUUGCCAGAUAGCUCUGGCCUGUUCCAGUACCAAAGCACUUACAAUGGAAUGAGUCCAUGCAAAAAGGCUGAGUUCAUGGAGCCUUUUCCACAAAGCUCCAGACUCAGGCGACACCAGGGAGACCAUGAUGAACUGAUGCUUCUCAGUUGCAGUGACAAUGGGAAAACGUUCCUGAACACCUUCACUCUCCUUGACAACCACAUAACUCAGGCUGAAGUGCGAGCUUUUAGGUGCCUACCAUGUGGAAAUCUGUCCAAGGAGAAAUCAGUUUUUAUUCAUCACACAAAAAUUCAUAGUGGAGAAACAUCACAUGUGUGUAAGGAAUGUGGAAAGGCCUUCAUUCACCCGUCUCACCUAAAAACCCACCAGAAAUUUCACAGUGGGAAAAGACAAUAUACAUGCAGUGAAUGUGGGAAGGCCUUCAGCCGCAAAGACACGCUUGUACAACACCAGAGAGUCCACACUGGAGAAAGGUCUUAUGACUGCAGCGAAUGUGGAAAAGCCUACAGCAGAAGCUCCCACCUUGUUCAGCACCAGAGAAUUCACACUGGAGAAAGGCCUUAUAAGUGCACUGAAUGUGGAAAAGCCUUUAGCCGUAAAGACACACUUGUUCAGCACCAGAGAUUUCAUACUGGAGAAAGGCCUUAUGAGUGCAGUGAAUGUGGGAAAUUCUUUAGCCAAAGCUCUCACCUUAUUGAGCACUGGAGAAUUCACACUGGGGCAAGGCCUUACGAGUGCAUAGAAUGUGGAAAAUUCUUUAGCCAUAACUCCAGCCUCAUUAAACAUAGGAGAGUCCACACAGGAGCAAGGUCUUACGUGUGUGGCAAAUGUGGGAAGGCUUUUGGCUGCAAAGACACACUUGUUCAGCACCAGAUAAUUCACACUGGAGCAAGGCCUUAUGAGUGCAGUGAGUGUGGAAAGGCCUUCAGCCGUAAAGACACGCUUGUACAGCACCGGAAAAUCCACACUGGAGAAAGGCCUUAUGAGUGUGGCGAAUGUGGAAAAUUCUUUAGCCAUAGCUCCAACCUCAUUGUGCAUCAGAGAAUUCACACUGGAGCGAAGCCUUAUGAGUGCAGUGAAUGUGGGAAAUGCUUUAGCCACAACUCCAGCCUCAUUCUACACCAGAGGGUUCACAGUGGAGCAAGGCCUUAUGUGUGUAGUGAAUGUGGGAAAGCCUACAUUAGUAGCUCCCACCUUGUUCAGCACAAGAAAGUCCACACUGGAGCAAGGCCUUAUGAGUGCAGUGAAUGUGGGAAAUUCUUUAGCCGCAAUUCUAGCCUCAUCCUUCACCAGAGGGUUCACACUGGAGAGAAGCCUUACGUGUGCAGUGAAUGUGGGAAAGCCUAUAGCAGAAGCUCCCAUCUUGUUCGGCACCAGAAAGUUCACACUGGCGAAGGGCCUCAUGAAUGCAACAGCUUUGAUGGCCCGUUAGCUGCAUCUGUUACACUUGUUUAGCAGCCAGAAAGUUCACACUAGAGAAAGGCCUUAUGAAUGCAGAAAAUGUGCUGUAUCCUUGUUCAAGGUAUUAGCACUCACACCAGAGAAGAGCUCUGUGAGUGCCCUUUGUGAGGGAGCCAGCAGGUCAACCUUGUACAAUCGUACAUCCACCCUGGGGAGAUUCCCGAUAAGUACCACGUAGGUGAGAAGCUCUCAUGAGGUGCAUUGCACUUCCUCAACUGUCCAGGGCUCUUGACAGUUCCAUCACUGCCAGUGCCUGUGGUGGAAGCCAUCUCAUUGCUGUUAAGUUUCCACAGUGUCUGUCAGUUACUCCAGUAUGCUCAGGAAAGGUGGAGCCCUGUGCUGUCUCUCCUGGUCCCUCUAGGGGAUCAUGAAUGUUCUGA
Lipotes vexillifer (Yangtze River dolphin) is the source of this 2372-nucleotide messenger RNA. It is a transcript of the gene ZNF304, whose product is annotated as zinc finger protein 304. Lineage: Eukaryota; Metazoa; Chordata; Mammalia; Artiodactyla; Lipotidae. Gene Ontology annotation, molecular function: DNA-binding transcription factor activity, RNA polymerase II-specific; RNA polymerase II transcription regulatory region sequence-specific DNA binding. The transcript is spliced from 3 exons. The record is from RefSeq and is a predicted model, not a curated record. The coding region runs from base 1 to 1986 and encodes 661 amino acids. Gene Ontology annotation, cellular component: nucleus. Gene Ontology annotation, biological process: regulation of transcription by RNA polymerase II.